Pocillopora verrucosa is the source of this 1664-nucleotide messenger RNA. Its product is annotated as elongation factor 1-alpha. NCBI's taxonomy places the organism in Eukaryota, Metazoa, Cnidaria, Anthozoa, Scleractinia, Pocilloporidae. Gene Ontology annotation, molecular function: translation elongation factor activity; GTP binding; GTPase activity. Gene Ontology annotation, biological process: translation; translational elongation. The record is from RefSeq and is a predicted model, not a curated record.
UCUCCUACUACCCAAUACCGGCCUCUUUAAUCGUGGUUCUCAGAGAGGCGAAGAUCAUCUCGUCUAAGAGUAGCAAAUCCAAGGCGCAACAAUGGCAAAGGAAAAGACUCAUAUCAACAUCGUUGUCAUCGGUCACGUAGAUUCUGGAAAAUCUACUACCACUGGCCAUUUGAUCUACAAAUGCGGUGGAAUCGAUAAACGAACCAUCGAAAAGUUCGAGAAGGAAGCCAACGAGAUGGGAAAAGGCUCCUUCAAGUAUGCCUGGGUGCUGGAUAAGCUCAAGGCUGAGCGUGAGCGUGGCAUCACCAUUGAUAUUGCCCUCUGGAAAUUUGAAACUGAAAAGUAUUAUGUCACCGUCAUUGAUGCCCCAGGACAUCGUGACUUCAUCAAGAACAUGAUUACCGGUACUUCACAGGCUGAUUGUGCUGUAUUGGUUGUUGCUGCUGGUACUGGUGAGUUUGAAGCUGGUAUCUCAAAGAAUGGCCAGACCCGUGAGCAUGCCCUUUUGUCGUACACUUUGGGAGUGAAGCAGCUUAUUGUUGCUGUGAACAAGAUGGACACCACUGAGCCCAAGUAUCAUGAGGGGCGUUUUAAUGAAAUUCAAAAGGAAGUCAGUGGCUAUGUGAAGAAAGUUGGCUAUAACCCCAAAGCCGUGGUAUUUGUUCCCAUUUCUGGUUUCCAUGGUGAUAACAUGUUGGAACCAAGUGAGAAUAUGCCAUGGUUCAAGGGAUGGAGCAUUGAGAGAAAAGAAGGAAAUGCUUCUGGGAAAACCCUCUUUAAUGCUUUGGAUGCGAUUUUGCCCCCGGAGCGGCCCACCAAGAAAGCCCUCCGCCUGCCAUUACAGGAUGUUUACAAGAUUGGAGGUAUUGGAACAGUGCCAGUUGGUAGAGUGGAGACAGGCAUCCUGAAGCCAGGCAUGGUGGUGACAUUUGCUCCUACUGGCCUGAGUACUGAAGUAAAGUCUGUGGAAAUGCACCAUGAAGCUCUAACAGAAGCUCUUCCUGGUGACAAUGUUGGCUUCAAUGUGAAGAACGUGUCAGUAAAGGAAAUAAAACGUGGCAAUGUUGCUGGUGAUACCAAAAAUGAUCCACCAAAACCAACCAAUUCCUUUAAUGCUCAGGUCAUUGUCCUUAACCACCCAGGAGAAAUUCAUGCAGGCUACAGUCCAGUGCUGGAUUGCCAUACUGCCCAUAUUGCUUGCAAAUUUGCAGAACUGCUUGAGAAGAUUGAUCGUCGUUCCGGCAAGAAGUUGGAAGACAACCCCAAAAUGAUCAAGUCAGGAGAUGCCUCCAUAGUUAAGAUGAUACCAUCUAAGCCUAUGUGUGUGGAAAAAUUCUCAGAUUAUGCUCCGCUGGGACGCUUUGCUGUACGUGACAUGAAGCAGACAGUGGCUGUAGGCGUCAUCAAGGAUGUGGAUAAGAGCGAAGUCGCUGGCAAAGUGACAAAGGCAGCUCAAAAAGCUACCGGCAAGAAAAAAUGAAAUUCAGUACACCAUCUCAAUUGCAAAAGACUUCUCCGCUUACAAGUCAAUCAUGCUGUAGUAGUUGAAUGGCUCCUUUCCUAUCUAUUUCAUCGCAAGUCUGUGCGAAGGCGGAGACUGUUUUAAUAUGUGAAGGUUAAACGUGUACUUGGUAGAAAUAAAAUUAAUAAAACGUUCUGUUGUA